CACACCAACUACCAUAAAAGACACAAAACACAAGACCCAAUUCAAACCAUCUACUACAAUAGUACUGGUAAUUGCUAUGUUUCAACUUCACUUUAUUCAACAUUGAACUGUUUUUCCCUAUCUCUCUGCCCAUACCAUGGUGUCUGAUUUCAAGAAUUCUUCAAUUCCGCGCCAAUCUUCAUACAAUUCCCUCUAUCUCAAUCCCCUCACUGACCUCAAACACAACCGUAGCUCCAGUGAUGGCGGCGUUGCUCUCGGCGCCCGUAUGUGCCAAAACCCCGUUACCGUCUUUGAUGACAAAGAAAAUGCAGUACCCAACAAUGGCUUUUGUGCUGUGGCCAAACAGAUCCCUAAUGGGAAGGCUUAUGUGAGGGAUAGGGCAUUGAAGCCAUCUUCUCUGCAGCUAUGUAUGCAAAUGAAUGAGCCUGAUUCGAAUUUUGGGUCGAAGAUUUGGGACCCGGUUGGCUCGGAUAAUACGGGUUCGGUUAAUAUUUGGGAUUAUUCGGAUUCAGAGGCUGCUCCUGCUUCAUCUUGGUCUACAUUGCCUAACAGGUCAUUGUUGUGUAGACCUUUGCCAGUGGACAUUGGGAGGUGUACUUGUGUGAUAGUGAAAGAAGCAUUGCCAGAAGGACUAGAUGGGGGGAAUCUCUACUCAUUAUAUACCAAUGUAAGGUCUUUUCUACCCCUCAUAUGGUGAUUUUAUUGGAUUUCU
Camellia sinensis is the source of this 712-nucleotide messenger RNA. The record is from RefSeq and is a predicted model, not a curated record. Lineage: Eukaryota; Viridiplantae; Streptophyta; Magnoliopsida; Ericales; Theaceae.